Dufourea novaeangliae is the source of this 1607-nucleotide messenger RNA. RefSeq names its product nucleosome assembly protein 1-like 1 (gene Nap1). The record is from RefSeq and is a predicted model, not a curated record. The transcript has 8 exons. Bases 162 to 1313 code for a protein of 383 amino acids. Gene Ontology annotation, cellular component: chromatin; nucleus. NCBI's taxonomy places the organism in Eukaryota, Metazoa, Arthropoda, Insecta, Hymenoptera, Halictidae. Gene Ontology annotation, molecular function: chromatin binding; histone binding. Gene Ontology annotation, biological process: nucleosome assembly.
GUAGCAGCACUUCUCACGAACAAGGAACGAAUUUCGUAUUGUGCGAUUUAUUGCAACGAAACUACCGACACUACCGACACAACGACCGGUUCGUUGUUCGUUCUGUGCAGUUCUGUGGUUCGUUUCCUCUUUUGUGAUCAGCUUCGAACUUGGAAAGUACUAUGACCACUGAUACAAAACGCGCUGGCGAUAACAGUGAUAUGGAAUCUGUUGAGGAUGAAGAUGAUAAUGAGACUACAGAAAUUUCUGCAGACAUGUUAGCUGCUUUUCAAGGUCGUAUUUCUGCACCAGGGAUAGAGCAAAUGCAGUCUCUUCCAGCUCCUGUAAAACGCAGAAUUAAAGCUCUAAAGAAACUGCAAGUAGUUACUACAAAUAUUGAAGCAAAAUUCUAUGAGGAGGUACAUGCUUUGGAAUGUGUUUAUCACAAAUUAUGUGCUCCUCUUUAUGAAAAGAGGAAAGAAAUAAUAUCAGGUGCUUACGAACCAACGGAUGAACAGUGUGAAUGGGAAAGUGAUGAUGAAGAAGAAGGAUUAACUAAUGACUUGAAAACAAAAGCAAAUCUUGAAGAUGACAAAGAGCAAAAGGCAAAAGAAGAAAGCGAAAAAGAUGUUAAAGGCAUCCCAGAAUUUUGGUUGACAAUAUUUAAAAAUGUCGGACCAUUAGCUGAUAUGGUUCAGGAACACGAUGAACCGAUCUUAAAACAUUUGUAUGAUAUUAAAGUGAUAUUCUUUGAAUCUAAUCCAAUGGGUUUUAUUCUUGAGUUCCAUUUUGAGCCAAACGAAUAUUUCACUAAUACAGUGCUAACUAAAGAAUAUAUUAUGAAGUGUACUCCCGACGUACUUGAUCCAUUUAAUUUUGAAGGGCCUGAAAUAUACAAGUGUAAGGGAUGUGCAAUUGAUUGGAAGAAAGGAAAGAAUGUUACAGUAAAAACAAUCAAGAAGAAUCAGAAACAUAAAUCCCGAGGAUCCAUACGAACUGUAACAAAAACUGUUCAGAACGAUUCAUUUUUCAACUUUUUCAGUCCACCAGUUGUGCCAGUUGAUGCAGAAGCAGAGUUGGACGAUGAAACACAAGCUUUAUUGGCAAGCGAUUUUGAAAUUGGCCAUUACAUUAGAGAACGUUUAGUUCCUAGAGCUGUAUUAUAUUAUACAGGGGAAGCCUUGGAAGAUGAAGAUGAAGAUUACGAAGAAGAGGAGGGUGAUGAGGAUGAUCCUGACGAGGAAAACGAAGACGACGAGGAGUUCUCACUAACUAAUGCACCAUCAGGUGGGAAACAACAAGGCAAUGAUCCUGCCGAGUGUAAAACACAGUAGAAUUCUAUAACAAAUUAAGAUCAGAGAAAAUAUUGUUCGUGCCUACCGAAAAAAAAGAACACAAACAAAACCUGACCGAUAAGUGCCCUAGAUAUCCUGCACCUAUGGCUCCAACGUAAAAUCAUCUAAUCAUGUCAUAUUUCCUAUUCCAGAUCAAGCUUAAAACUCUUCGACAUACCAAUGACAAAAUUAUGCGUACCCUCCCUUUAUCCGACAUUGACGGUGAACCGAAAUACGGCUUAUUGACAGGCUAAGAUCUUAUGUCACAUAAGUAUAUGAACAAAAAAAAAAAAA